Humulus lupulus (European hop) is the source of this 1160-nucleotide messenger RNA. RefSeq lists its product as uncharacterized. NCBI's taxonomy places the organism in Eukaryota, Viridiplantae, Streptophyta, Magnoliopsida, Rosales, Cannabaceae. The record is from RefSeq and is a predicted model, not a curated record. Gene Ontology annotation, molecular function: hexosyltransferase activity. Bases 331 to 870 code for a protein of 179 amino acids. Gene Ontology annotation, cellular component: extrinsic component of endoplasmic reticulum membrane; UDP-N-acetylglucosamine transferase complex. Gene Ontology annotation, biological process: dolichol-linked oligosaccharide biosynthetic process. The transcript has 4 exons.
CUCCCUCUCAACAACCCGACUUCUUCUUCUUCCCUCCAUCAACGAUCGUCACCGCCAUUCAACGGCAGCUUCACUCCGCCACUUCAGUCACCGUUCGACUCAAUCCACCACCAGACCGUCGCUCUCCCGGCGCCUCCGGUCUCCUCCCACGUCGAAUUCAUCAGAUCUGCAGGGGGCAAGAGGCGUUCUUCUGGGCUUCAACCUGUAAGGGGCACAACCGUCGACAAGAUUGCUUCUGGGCUUCAAAAGCAAGGGGCAAGAGGCGUGCUUCUGGGCUUCAAAUACAGAGUGGAGUGGUCAUUGUUUUGGGGAAACAUAAUUAGCUGUGAAAUGGGAGAUACCAUGGAUUGCAUAGAGCCUAAGAAGAAGAUAGUAUUUGUGACUGUGGGAACAACUUGUUUUGAUGCUCUUGUUAAAGCAAUGGACACUGAAGUAGUUAAAGAAGAACUAUCUAGAAGAGGGUAUACCCACCUUCUCAUUCAAAUGGGUCGUGGCUCCUAUGUCCCCACUAAGUUUGAAGGAGGAAAUGGGUCACUAGCUGUAGACUACUUUACUUUUUCAUCAAGCAUUGCAGACCAUUUGAGGUCUGCAUCACUUGUGAUAAGUCAUGCAGGGUCAGGAAGCAUAUUUGAGACAUUGCGGCUUGGCAAACCCUUAAUUGUAGUGGUGAAUGAAGACUUAAUGGACAAUCAUCAAAGCGAAUUAGCCGAAGAACUAGCAAAUAGGAAGCAUUUAUACUAUGCUCGUCCUCAAACACUCAAUCAGAUAGUCGCAGACAUGAAUUUGGAUUCAAUAGUGCCUUACCAUCCGGGUGAUGCCACUCCUGUAGCAAAGCUUAUCAACAGGUUUCUAGGAUUUCCUGAUGAUUGACAAGAACUAUAAUAAUGUUUCAUUACUUCAAUCCACUCCGAACUAUAUCCUUGAACUAACAAGUUGGGGUGUACAUAUUUCAUUUUCUUCCUAUAACAAGUAACUUGUUUGGUAUUUUGUAAUUGGUUUAGGGUAUGGUUCUUCUCCUCGUACUAGGCCAAUAUAUCUAUGUAUUUGAAGGAGAGCAUUGACCAUUCAUAGGAGUACAGACUGUAUACUAUUUCAACACUAAUGAGAUGGUUACUUUGACUGGUUGGCUUUAAACUCUUUAAUAUUUUGGCCCCACUUGA